Messenger RNA from Geodia barretti, 411 nucleotides. The record is from the annotation of a GenBank genome assembly. Lineage: Eukaryota; Metazoa; Porifera; Demospongiae; Tetractinellida; Geodiidae.
AUGGUUAAGCAGGGUGUCGUGCCCGACGAUUUGACCAGGCCCUUUUUCGAAGCCGCCAAUGAAGAGCGACUGGUUAUCCAGAAUUGCACCGCCUGUGACCGGUUGCACUUCCCGCCUCGCGCCGCAUGCGACAAGUGCGGUUCCGGUGACAACCUGGAAUGGAAGCAGUUGAGCGGCAAGGGCAAAAUCUACAACUACGGCGUGGUGUACGACUGCCCGGUCGCCUGUCUUAAAGAAGACCUGCCCUUCAAUUUGGCCGCCAUCAUGUUGGACGAGGAUCCUGGCGUGCUGAUGUAUUCCCAUCUGCCGGGUAUCGCGCCUGACGAAGUGCCGGUAGGCGGCGCCGUACAGGUGAUUUUCGAGGCAACGGCAAACGGCCAAAAAGUGCCCGAGUGGCAGGUCGUAGGCUGA